Molecule: messenger RNA, 669 nt
Organism: Priapulus caudatus
Lineage: Eukaryota; Metazoa; Priapulida; Priapulimorpha; Priapulimorphida; Priapulidae
Product: sperm-associated antigen 1-like
Exons: 5
Coding region: 151-669 (172 amino acids)
Cellular component (GO): cytosol; mitochondrion
Molecular function (GO): heat shock protein binding
Source: RefSeq, a predicted model, not a curated record
UUGGACGCUCAUCUCCUCUCCUCUCCGUCUGAAAUUUGUUUGUUACUUGAUAUAUAUUAUCAGUUUGCAAGCUCGGCACGACCAAGUGGCAAGUUUACAAUUCAGGUUUAAGUCCAUCUGUUGAAGCAUCUGUCGAUCUGAUCAGGCAUAAUGAGUGUGACAGAAGAGCCAAUACAAGGGUAUCACUCGCAACUAGACCAACCACUGAGAGAGAAACUUGAUAUUCCAUUGGAUCAUCUUGACUAUGGCUACAUAGGAAAGAGCACUAAUGUCCGAGAACUUGAAAAAAUACUCCGUGUGCUCAGAUCUGGUGAAGAAGGAGUCUACCCAGACUUAACCCAGUAUUGUGUAGACCGGAUUAAAAGUAUGGAUAUAGAUAAUAAAGCCAUAAGAAAGUCCAAGCCAGUAGAGACCGCUGCAAGUUUGCCUACAGAAGAGUGGAAAGAAAUUGAGAGUGAUCUUUCUAAUUGGUCAGAUAACAUCAAAACGAAGGAGAAGAACUUGAGAGAUGCGGGAGUUAGUGGAAUUGGCUCUCACAACCUGCCACCAGUGAGAGCUGCUGCAGACCAUACAUACAGUAGUGUAAGAAAUGUGGAAGGAAUGCAGCAAGACCAGCAGAAAAGUCGGUCCAUUAACCUAGACACCAGUGCAUGUACUACAGAAGGUUAG